Molecule: messenger RNA, 2845 nt
Organism: Syzygium oleosum
Lineage: Eukaryota; Viridiplantae; Streptophyta; Magnoliopsida; Myrtales; Myrtaceae
Product: ferric reduction oxidase 7, chloroplastic-like
Exons: 10
Coding region: 328-2553 (741 amino acids)
Cellular component (GO): plasma membrane
Molecular function (GO): oxidoreductase activity
Source: RefSeq, a predicted model, not a curated record
GCUUCUUCAUCCACCUUUGGCAGACCAAGAAAGAGCCGAUUGGAGAGGAUCUUUCGUCAGCCUCUCUGCUAGAGACGAAAUGCACCCAGUACGGUUGAGCGAUGACUGAUAUGUCCUCUUCCUCAUUCUUCAUGUAUCAAGAAUCCCGGUGUCCACUGCCUCAGCCACAGGAUGCCACGGCGAAGACGACGCUACCAUCUCAUUCCGUGCGCGUCGCGACGGGAUAUGGUUUCUUCUCAAUGGCGAUAUUGAGAUUGUGAUGUGUGUGGUUUGAAUUCUCCUAACUGAUGCUGCUUCAGAAUACCCUCCAUCAUCGUAUCUCUUCGCAUGGCUAAAAAGCACUCUGCUCACGAGCCUCUGCUGCUCGACCUCACCGAUGUCGAGAAGCCACCUCGUUUCGCCCCCCCUGCAUUCGUCAAAUGGGUUCUCAACAUCGCAAUGUGGCUCUCCUUCAUUUUCUGGGUUGCGAUCAUAUUUGCUUCCCCCUCGGAGUCCGCGGAGAAGUUAACGAGGAAUUGGACUAGAGCAGCCAGUGGAAGCGUAUAUGGCCUUACAGGAAGCAUAUUCUUGCUAUAUAGCGGCCCGAUUCUAGCUGUUGCGUUUCUUGCCAUAGCAAGUCUGAUCAUUGGCGGGGAGAAAGAGCUCCAAUUGAAGAAGACCGGCAAAUACCCGAGGUUUCGAUUACGGACAUUUCCCAUCCUGGUCGAUGGACCAUUUGGAGUAGUCUCAGCAGCUGAGUUUAUCGGGAUUUGCUUCUUUGUCGUGUUUGUCCUCUGGGCUGUUUAUGGUUAUACCCUGCAGAAUCUCAACUUGUUAUCAGAGCUCCAAGUACCUCCCGACUUGAAAGGCAUAGUGAUGCUGGAACUUUCUGGACUUCGUUUUGGUUCCAUCGGGCUGUACUGCUUGGCGUUUCUCUUCCUCCCAAUUACUAGAGGAUCUGUUCUUCUCAGUAUCAUUGACAUCCCCUUUGAGCAAGCAACUAGAUAUCAUGUCUGGCUUGGACAUCUCACAAUGUUUGUCUUCACCCUCCACGGGCUAUUCUACUUAAUCGCAUGGGGUCUGCAAGGUCGCCUGCUACAUGAAAUACUGGAGUGGAGAGAUUAUGGUGUUGCUAAUCUACCUGGGGUUAUCAGCCUUUCGGCUGGUCUACUGAUGUGGGUGACAUCAUUGUCUCCAGUGAGGAAGAAGCAAUUUGAAUUAUUCUUCUACACGCACCAACUCUACAUUGUCUUUGUCAUCUUUAUGGCUCUGCAUGUUGGAGAUUUUAUUUUCAGUAUAGCUGCUGGAGGAAUUUUCCUCUUCGUGAUUGACCGGUUUCUGAGAUUCUGCCAAUCACGAAGGACUGUGGAUGUUAUUUCAACAACAUGUCUGCCUUGUGGAACUGUAGAAUUGGUCUUUUCAAAGCCAGCAAAUCUACGGUACAAUGCCCUGAGUUUCGUUUUCCUUCAGAUUAGGGAAUUAUCUUGGCUUCAAUGGCAUCCUUUCAGUGUUUCUUCUAGUCCUUUGGCUGGGAAGAAUCAUGUCUCUGUCCUCAUAAAGGUCUUAGGCGAAUGGACGGCAAAAUUGAAGAGCAAUGUAUUGGACAUUUCUAGUGCUGAAGGAGAAAAAGAACUACCCAACCAAUCUUGUUCCAAAAUAACAGCCUCUGUUGAAGGGCCUUACGGGCAUGAAUUGCCUUACCAUCUGACAUAUGAAAACCUCAUCCUGGUGGCUGGAGGCAUUGGGAUAUCCCCCUUUUUGGCUAUCUUGAGCGAUAUACUUCAUCUUACAAAGGAAGGAAAACCAUGCGUACCCAAGAAUAUAUUAGUCAUUUGGGCCAUCAAAAAAUCAGAUGAGCUCCCUAUACUUUUCACUCUCGAUGCAGAGUCGAUCUGCCCUCACUUUUCUGAGAAACUAAAUCUCCAAGUCUGUGUUUAUGUUACACGGGAAUCUGAUCCUCCUCUGGAAGAAGGUAAAUUUUACAAGGGCAUUAGCUCUUCCAUGUCUCCUCCAUCCAAGGGUAGCUGCAUGUCUGUUCUAGUUGGCACUGGAAACCGUGUGUGGUCUGGGGUUUAUGUUAUCUUGUCCGUGGUUGGCUUUGCCAUAUUGAUGGCCCUGCUGGACAUCUUCUACAUAAACCCUAUGAACAUAGUCUCAUGGUGGUACAAAGGCCUCUUGUUUGUAGGAUGCAUGUUUUCCAGUAUGAUCAUAUUUGGAGGCCCUGUCAUCUAUCUAUGGCGUGUCUGGGAAAAAAGAAUUCUAGAUGUGGAAGAAUCUGCAGAUGCCAGGAAGGAUGAAGCGUUGCAGCACAGUGCCAGUGUUUAUAUAACGCAGGAAAACUUAGUCCCAAAAGACCGUGCUGUUGCGAGGAGAAUGUAUUAUGGCACUAGACCAAACUUUGAAGAAAUUUUUACAUCUGAGUCCGAGUGCUGGGGCAAUGUUGACAUUGGCGUAAUCGUGUGUGGUCCUGAGACUCUUCAGUCGAGUGUUGCCAGAGAAUGCAGGUCGCAGAACUUAAGGAGGGGGUCACUUCGGCCGGUCUUCCAUUUCAACAGCCAUAGUUUCGAUCUGUAGCUACUUUACUAUCGCUCAUCACUCGUGUCUGUGCCAAACUCGAAAGAUCCAAUUGGGAGCAUUGAUAAGCCUACACUACUGAUGCAAUAUACUGUGAAUACAAUCCUUAUCAUAUAGGAUCAGAUAUCGUUGUAAUGUCAAAUAAGGCAGUAUUCUGUCACCUAGGUAGAUGAGUAGUGUGCUCUGGAUCUAAUAUGUGAGGCACACACAGAUGUAUAUUGGUGGACAUUAUUACAGUAAUGUACUGAUUACAUAUAAAAAUGCUUUUAGCCUAUGUAAAUUCAGCUUCAAA